AUGAUAAGACUAUCGAAAUGUCUUGUACCAAAUAACACUACAAGAUUAUCACAACUCUUCAUCUCCUCCUCUACCUCCUCGAGGAGUACAACUAAUCAAUUUAAAGCAUCAUAUUGCUGUUCUACAUCUCAUCAUCAACAUAAUCAUACAACUAUUUCAUCUACAAACAGUAUAGACACUACUACUAUUAAUAAUAAUAAUACAACAACUUUGACAGGAGAUAGAAAAAAGAUAUUAAGUGAUAAUAUAAAGAAUGGAGGUGUACCAUCUUUAAAUCAAUUUAUGAAACAACAUAUAGAUACCGUUACUGGUGGAGUAGUUGAUGGUGAUUCAUUAUCACAACCAUUAGUAGACCCAUUCUUAUUGACUGCAAAUACAACUGGAGAUGGUAGAUCUGUGUUUGUAGAGAGUUAUGGAUGUCAGAUGAACUUUGCAGAUACUGAAGUCAUCUAUGCUGUCAUGAAACAGUCUGGUUAUAUCAUUGCAGAUAGUGCCAAGUCUGCCGAUGUAAUAUUUCUAAAUACAUGUGCUAUUCGUGAGAAUGCAGAGGACAAGAUUUGGUUCCGUUUGACAGAGUUGAGAAAACAAAAGAGAGUCAAACGUUCGCAAGGUGGAAACAUGGUGAUUGGUGUAUUGGGAUGUAUGGCAGAACGUCUAAAGCAAAAGUUACUCGAUUCAAAGAAUUCCGUUGAUUUGGUGGUUGGUCCCGAUGCAUACCGGUCGUUGCCCGCACUUCUUGGCAGAAUCGAGGAUGGCCAGACAGCCAUCAAUGUCAUGUUGUCGGCUGACGAGACCUAUGCCGACAUUGCACCAGUGCGUCACGACUCGAAUGGACUGUGUGCAUACGUAUCGAUCAUGCGUGGUUGCAACAAUAUGUGCUCCUACUGCAUCGUUCCAUUCACAAGAGGACGUGAACGAUCUCGUCCACUCGAAUCAAUUCUCGAUGAAGUCAAACAACUCUCCAAGACUGGGUACAAAGAAAUCACUCUACUUGGACAAAAUGUAAAUAGUUAUAAUUAUAUUCCAGGCGUCGACGCCGAAACCUCAUCGGAACAAGUGGAACAAAAAGACAACAAAAUGGAAAAAGAAAAAUUACAACCAAGAGAAGGAUUCAAUACAAUUUACAAAUCACCAAAGAAAGGUAUCACAUUUACAGAGUUGAUGGAUGCAGUGUCAUUGGUCGACCCAGAGAUGAGAGUUCGGUUCACAUCUCCACAUCCAAAGGAUUUCCCAGAUAGUUUGAUCGAGUUGGUUAAAGUGCGACCAAACAUAUGUCGCCAAUUCCACAUUCCCGCACAGUCUGGUAACUCUGAUGUAUUGGAACGUAUGAGACGUGGGUAUACGCGCGAGUCUUAUAUCGAGUUAAUCGACCUCAUUAAAAGAGAGUUGCCAGACUGCUCGAUAAGCUCUGAUUUCAUCAGUGGAUUCUGUGGAGAGACUGAGCAAGAACACAGAGACACCAUCUCGUUGAUGGAGUAUGUAGGCUAUGAAAAUGCAUACAUGUUUGCCUACUCGUUACGUGAAAAGACACAUGCACAUAGAUCGAUGAAAGACGAUGUCACUGAAGACGUCAAAGCUAGACGACUCAAAGAGGUAAUCGAUACCUAUUACAAAUGUAUCAGAGAGAAAUCAAAGGACGAACUUGGCAAAAAACAUCUUGUCCUCGUCGAACGUCAAAGCCGUCGAUCAGGUGACCAUUUUGUUGGUAGAACAGAUUCAAACAAGAAAUGUAUUGUUCCAAUGAUCGAUGUAACAGAUCCAACCAACAACAAUGAAUCAACACCCAUUAAACUUGGUGAUUAUGUUAUGGUUGAAAUUAUUGAUGGUUCAGAUAUUACUCUACAAUGUAAACCAUUAAUGAAAUCAAGUAUUAAUCAUUUUAAUAAAUAUAUUAAUCAACAACAAAUUUAA
This is a messenger RNA of Cavenderia fasciculata, 1911 nucleotides long. RefSeq lists its product as uncharacterized. The record is from RefSeq and is a predicted model, not a curated record. Bases 1 to 1911 code for a protein of 636 amino acids. The transcript has a single exon. Gene Ontology annotation, cellular component: mitochondrion; cytosol. Gene Ontology annotation, molecular function: tRNA-2-methylthio-N(6)-dimethylallyladenosine(37) synthase activity; 4 iron, 4 sulfur cluster binding. Gene Ontology annotation, biological process: tRNA modification; negative regulation of cyclin-dependent protein serine/threonine kinase activity. Lineage: Eukaryota; Evosea; Eumycetozoa; Acytosteliales; Cavenderiaceae.